Messenger RNA from Diabrotica balteata, 351 nucleotides. Lineage: Eukaryota; Metazoa; Arthropoda; Insecta; Coleoptera; Chrysomelidae. The record is from the annotation of a GenBank genome assembly.
AUGUUCAAAUUGGUGGUGUUGUUCGCUCUCGUAGCUCUCGCCGUAGCUAAACCCAGUGCAGUGUUGGUAGGUAGUCCAGUGGUACAUGCAUACAGUGCCCCAGUUGUAGCUGCAGUACCUUCUGCAGUCAGCCACACCUACAGGAAAGAUGUCAUCAGUGAACCCGCUGUCGUAGCCUACUCCGCUCCUGUAGUUGCUGCUCCAGUAGUCCACAAAUAUGUUGCUCCUGUUGCCGUUCCUGCUGCUGUCAGCCACAGCUACAGAAGUGACAUUAUCAGCAAACCUGUCGUAGCUGCUUAUGCUACUCCUGUUUUAUCUUAUGCCCAUGCUCCUGCUGUCCACGCCUGGUAA